AUGAGGACACUAGUACUUUGCAUUUUUACCACAGUCUUAGCGACAGCCACUCUGAUUCCAGGCAGCAGCCGGGCAGCAGACCCCCCCGUCAAUGCGCACCAGAGAUGGGACGUUCGUGGAUUGUACCCUUUGGGAUCGGAGACCGGGACAUCAGCCUCUUGUCCGAUUAAAUUACGACCUUCAAGUCAGUGUGGGACCUCAGAGGACCAAGAGGAUUGUCCCUAUCACCUCACCUUGCCUCCUCUCACCAUUCAGCUGCCUAAGCAGUUCAGACUACUGGAGAAAACUAUGAAGGAACUGCAAACCCUUAAAGAGCAGGUAAACAAGCUAAAGAGUGGCUGCCAGGAGUGUCGUGGCGCACGGGCACAGCAAGCUGACCAGGGGCAGCCAGUCCAGAGGGAUACAGAGGAGGUGCACAGAGUGGAUUUGUCAGGGCAGGAUCUGUUUGGAGGGGCCAGCCAAGAAGACCGAGGAGACGGGACCAUCCCUGGAGCCCAAGAUGUCAACGGGGCUGGACAAGUCCCAAUUUAUGGGAAAAUGCCACCCAACCCAAGCUCUCUGCUGGAAAUGCAGGUGAAGCUGAAUAGGAUGUCUGCAAGCCUGCGUAAUGCCCGGAACCAGAUCUCCGCUUUACAGGGGCGUCUGGAGGGACUGAACCUGCUCAACAUGGAUAAUGUCCAGGCCAUGGUGGACCAACGCGUGGAGAACAUCUCUGGAGUAGUGAACAAGCUCAGCUCCUCCUGCAAUACUCAGUGUGCUGUACAGAACAGCCCUCAAUUCAUCUUGGCCCCGAGGGACUGUUCCGACUACAACGUGCUGCAGGAGAGGAAGAGCGGAGUGUACAGAGUGACUCCUGAUCCUCGCAAUGGGACAUUUGAGGUCUUCUGUGAGAUGGAAACCUAUGGAGGGGGUUGGACCAUGAUCCAGCAGAGACUAGACGGGUCUGUUAGCUUCAACCGAACCUGGGCCGAGUACAAGAAAGGCUUUGGAAAUCUAAGGGGUGAGUUCUGGCUGGGGAAUGACUACAUCCAUUUGCUGACAAAAGCCAAAGAUAUGGUGCUGCGCAUAGACCUGGAGGACUUUGAGGGCGUGAGGGAAUAUGCAAAAUUUGAUGAGUUCUAUGUGGCCAAUGAAUUUCUUCGCUAUCGACUGUCCAUCAGCGGAUACAGUGGGACAGCUGGAAACGCUAUCAGCUUCAACAAACACUUCAACCAUGACCAGAAAUUCUUCUCCACUCCGGACCGUGACAAUGACAUGUACCCCUCUGGAAACUGUGGUGCCUACUACAGCUCGGGCUGGUGGUUUGACGCCUGCAUGUCGGCGAACCUCAAUGGGAAGUACUAUCAUAAGAGAUACAAGGGCGUCAGGAACGGCAUUUUCUGGGGCACUUGGCACAACAUGUCAUCGGAGUACUAUCCAACCAACUACAGACAGGCCUUCAAGACUGUCAGGAUGAUGAUGAGGCCCAAAAACUAUGCUCCCUAA
This is a messenger RNA of Knipowitschia caucasica, 1485 nucleotides long. NCBI's taxonomy places the organism in Eukaryota, Metazoa, Chordata, Actinopteri, Gobiiformes, Gobiidae. The record is from the annotation of a GenBank genome assembly.